AGGCCUCACAGUGUUUUUGUAAUCAAAACUCUCACAUAUAAAUAUUAUAAUAUUUCUCCAUUACACACUCACUUCUCUUCACCUAGCCGCCGCUGCAACCCUACCACCCUCCAGAUCCAAUGGCUUCAGAGAAGAAACUCGCGAACCCUAUGAGGGAGAUCAAGGUCCAGAAGCUCGUCCUCAACAUCUCCGUCGGUGAGAGUGGUGAUCGUCUCACCAGAGCCGCCAAGGUGCUGGAGCAACUUAGUGGCCAAACCCCAGUGUUUUCUAAGGCCAGAUACACUGUUCGAUCCUUUGGAAUCAGAAGAAAUGAAAAGAUUGCAUGCUAUGUCACUGUUAGAGGCGACAAGGCAAUGCAACUUUUGGAGAGUGGAUUGAAGGUGAAAGAAUAUGAACUUCUUAGAAAGAACUUUAGUGAUACUGGGUGCUUUGGCUUUGGUAUUCAGGAGCACAUUGACUUGGGAAUCAAGUAUGAUCCAUCCACUGGAAUUUACGGUAUGGAUUUCUUUGUUGUUUUGGAGCGCCCUGGUUACCGUGUGGGACGUCGCCGUAGGUGCAAGUCCCGUGUUGGGAUUCAACACCGUGUCACAAAGGAUGAUGCUAUGAAGUGGUUCCAGGUGAAAUAUGAGGGAGUGAUCCUUAACAAGGCUCAGGCAGUGUUUUAAUUCAACCAUGUUCACUUUAGGAGAGUAUGUUAUGUUUGCCAACUAUAGUUUGAUCUUUUUCAGAUAGUAUGUUAAGUUUCAGGCAGUUUUGGCAUCCCUCAGGUGUCCUUGUAGGGCAUCAGGCAAAUUUUCAAUGAAUACUUUUGUUUGUCAAUUUUGUUGUUUUAUGACGAAAGCUCAUGGAUUACUAUUGUGCUGUUAAA
Molecule: messenger RNA, 868 nt
Organism: Lotus japonicus
Lineage: Eukaryota; Viridiplantae; Streptophyta; Magnoliopsida; Fabales; Fabaceae
Product: 60S ribosomal protein L11
Exons: 5
Coding region: 120-665 (181 amino acids)
Biological process (GO): translation
Cellular component (GO): cytosolic large ribosomal subunit; ribosome
Molecular function (GO): RNA binding; structural constituent of ribosome
Source: RefSeq, a predicted model, not a curated record